UUUACGCCCAGUCGAAAUCCUGCUGAAAUCCUGUUGCCAAACAGCCCCGGAGUAACAAAAUGCGGUGGGAGGAAUUUGCAGCUUUUGCGGGCGAUGGAGAAGAGCAAUACGAAUCUACAAUAGAUCUAGACCUCUCCCUCUUAUCAAAGCCAAAGGAUUAUUACCGAAUUCUGGAAGUUAAGUAUGAUGCUAAUGAAGAAUGCAUCCGGUCCAAUUAUAUCCGCCUUGCCUUGAAAUGGCACCCAGAUAAAAAGAAAGGUGAAGACUGUUCAACGUCAAGGUUUCAAGAGAUAAAUGAAGCAUACAAAGUUUUAAGUGAUCCUGCCAAAAGAAGAGCUUAUGACAGGGAAAUACUUCCUCAAAUCCAAGAUUACAAUUUCAUUGAUUACCUUAACCGACACAAGGGCUUGAUAUUGACAUGUAAUGGACUUGGAAUCAGAUAAUUUGGCAAUGGAGACCAUGCUUGUAAUUAGUUUUCCAAUGGAUCUCUUGGUUGCGUUGCAUCUAGGAUUUCUUGAUUUGUGCUUUAAUGGUGCAUUGUAUACUGUAAGGUUAAGAAGAUCAAAAUUUCAUGGUUCAUUUCGAUUUUUCAUCUGGGACUAAAAAUUGACAAAACCCCCAGAUAUUUUUGUCACAUACAUGAGCAUUGUAAUUAAGAUAGAUAUAAAAUUUAACUGGAUUUGUACUGCUUUUUAUCUGUGUUGCCAAAAGUAUUUGGUACAAAAAUAUUGUAC
This is a messenger RNA of Dendrobium catenatum, 734 nucleotides long. RefSeq names its product chaperone protein DnaJ. The record is from RefSeq and is a predicted model, not a curated record. The transcript is spliced from 5 exons. Gene Ontology annotation, cellular component: cytoplasm; nucleus. NCBI's taxonomy places the organism in Eukaryota, Viridiplantae, Streptophyta, Magnoliopsida, Asparagales, Orchidaceae. Bases 60 to 443 code for a protein of 127 amino acids.